Molecule: messenger RNA, 1676 nt
Organism: Moneuplotes crassus
Lineage: Eukaryota; Ciliophora; Spirotrichea; Euplotida; Euplotidae
Source: the annotation of a GenBank genome assembly
UUUAAAUUUAAAUAUGAGUGUGAGAAGUGGAAACUCUAGGCUUUCUGAUGCUAGGAAGGAAAAACUUACUAAUAUUUAUAAUAACCAAGGACUCAAGGGGAAUGUCCAAAAGAAACAGCAACUCAAAGGUCUCCUUGUCGAUAAAUUCAGACUCAAGUACGGUCCAGAAGCCGAGAAGUUGAUUACUAAUGAAGUUACUAAAUUUCUGAAAACAGAUAGGCUCACUGAAAGCAAUUUGGUGAAAUUAGACGAGAAAAUUGGAAGAGCUAAUGAGAAGAAUCAAAGGGCUGAUGAUAUUCUUUCAGAGCACAGAUCUUUGAAAUCAGCUACAGGAUCAAGAAAAUCGAAAGCCUCUAGAAUUUCAAAUGCAUCGAGACCUCAUACCGUUGCUUCAGGACAAUCAAGAAGAUCUAAAGCUAAGCAGAAUGAUGAUGCCAUGUCAGUGAGAUCUUAUGCUUCAUCCAGAAUGAGUGGAGCUACAAACUUGUCCAAGAAAUCAGAAAAGCCUGGUAUUGGUGGUCCUCCCGAAGCUCCAGUUGCAGAAGACUUGCUCUCCGUCCAAAGCAGAACCAAGAGUACCUAUUCCAACCUCAACGAAGAAGACGAAUGGCAAGCCAUCCAAAACUUCAACAUCACCCUGCACUACGAAGAGCAGAAACAGGCUGCCCUCAGAGAACAAGAACGCAAGAGACUCAUCAGGGAAGAACUUGACAGACAAGUCAAAGAGAAGAACAAACGCAAGAAGAAGGAACAGCUCGAAGACAAAGAGUACGAGCAGCUUCAGAAACACCAUCUGGACCUGUUAGACAAGAAGGAGCAGGAGAGGCAACUCGAGUCCAGACAGAAAGUUCUAACCGAAAAGCAAAGCAGAGACCAGCAGCUCCAGCAGGAGAAACUCAGAAAGCGCAUUGCUGAGAAAGAAGAAUUCAAUCGUGAAAGACAAGUUGUCGAACGUCUGAACCAAGAAAUGGAUGAUGAACGUAGACAAGCACAAGAGCGCAGAACUGCAAAUAACGAAAUUCAGAAACAGAGACAGCUUGAAGAAGCCGAGAAGGAACGCCAAGAAGAUGUGGAAGCCCAAGAAGCCUACAACCAAAUGCUCGAACAGCAAGAAAAAGACAGAGCCAAAGAACUCGCCGACAGAGAACGCAGGGCCCAAGAGUUCAUGGGCAGGAUGGCCGACACCGUCAUUUAAAAAUAUGGACCAGAAGCAGAAGGAGGAAGAGGAAAUGAUCAGACAAUACGAAAUUCAAAAAGAGCUUCAAGACAGGAGAAGCGACAAUAAAGCGUAUAUAAAGAGAGAAGACGAAAAGAUCAAAAUGAGAGAGUUCCUGGCCAAGCAAGUCGAAGACAAGAAGAGAAGAGAGAGAAUCGAGAAAGAACUCAAUGACCAGCAAGCUAACAUGUGGCAGAGAGACAGAGAGAACUACGAAGAAGAGCAAAGAAGGAUCGAUAAUAAAAUUAAAAGAAUUAAUCAAGAAAAUGCUGACUUCUUGAAAAGGCAGAUGGAAGAAAAGGAGGGAGCCAGGAAGGGAAGAAUGGACAUGAACGAAUUCUUAAUGAACAAGCAACUCCUCGUCGACAUCAACGGACAGGGAAAGGAGGGGAAUUCAGCAGCAUCCGUCAAUGCAAAUAUGUUCUAAAGAGAGACUUAUUUCAGACUAACAAUUCAAUUA